This is a messenger RNA of Liolophura sinensis, 1105 nucleotides long. Its product is annotated as putative defense protein 3. Lineage: Eukaryota; Metazoa; Mollusca; Polyplacophora; Chitonida; Chitonidae. Gene Ontology annotation, cellular component: membrane. The transcript has 5 exons. Bases 102 to 911 code for a protein of 269 amino acids. The record is from RefSeq and is a predicted model, not a curated record.
CUGAACGAAGUAGUAAGCGGAUGUGCAUACAGAAGCUCAGUCUAUAGCAUUCGCAAGUGCCCCAAUACCAGUCGUGACUUGACAGUUUUAUACCAGACAAAAUGGCUGUUAACGGCAUUGCUGUACUACUCGCAAUUGUCGGAUGUUUGGAUCUCGUGGGAGCCUAUCCGAGAGGACCUCCCCCAACAGUAUGUGCAUCCAUGGCCCCUGCUACAUUUCCUCACGGCGAAGCGCAGAAUAUAGCUUCCCCGUACACCGUGAGCACCAGCCAAUCUACCUACAUGCCUGGAGAGACGAUCACCGUGACGCUAUCCAGCCCUGGAAAUACAGCCUUCAGAGGCGUUUUUGUGCAAGCCCGUCUGAAAAAUGGGCAAAGUACCGACCCGCAAGGAACAUUCAUGUUGAGUACUGAGGAAAGCCAAUUGAAGCUAAUGACCUGUGGUAACAGGGCAGGCAGCGCUGUUUCACACAAUUCACGUGACCUGAAAACAUCAAAAACCUUUUCAUGGAAGGCUCCUGAUACUAAUGUUGGGGAUGUGCGGUUCAUGGCAACAUUUGUCCAGGCUACGCAAACAUACUGGACAGGCGUUAUGUCGGAAGAUGUGAUAGGUUCCACUGUUACCACUGCCUCUACGACAGAGAAACCCACCACUACUACAAUGAAACCCACCACUACCACAAUGAAACCCACCAUGACCACUACCACAACGAAAACCAUCAUUACCACUUCCACAAGAAAAGCCAUCAUUACCACUAUCAGAACGAAAUCCACGAGUACCGCAGAGGAACUCAUGACUACCACAGAGACCAUACGGAUGAUACAGAGUACUGCCAGCACAACCAGCGCCCCGGGAAUAUUCAUCUUGGCAUUACUGUUGUUUACGGGUUUAUUACACUUGAUAUUCUACUAAAAUUUAAACACAUCAGCCGUAGAGGAAGGACCAAAACCUUCUGUAUAUAUAUCACUUUUGCUCGCGUCUAAAGACGUUUACAGAUUUGUUAAAAUGUUGCUAAACUAACAUAUUCCAAAUGUUUAUUCAUUUAUUGACCGUACUCCAGGUUAUUUCACUUAUACGACGGCGGCCAGCAUUAUGGUGGGUGGAAA